Molecule: messenger RNA, 1764 nt
Organism: Drosophila busckii
Lineage: Eukaryota; Metazoa; Arthropoda; Insecta; Diptera; Drosophilidae
Product: myb-like protein AA
Exons: 7
Coding region: 26-1597 (523 amino acids)
Source: RefSeq, a predicted model, not a curated record
CGCAGGCAAAAGCUCGAGAUUUGCAAUGGAAACUAACUUUGGCAAUCAGCGACGAGCAAAUAUAAAUCAAAGCUGCGAUCAAAGCGCUUAUGAUGAUUUUGCGCCAGCGCUGCAUAGCACACAAACAGCAGCGGAUAGUUCAUGCGGCGCGCCGCUUAAUCCUUUGUACAUACGCGAGGCGCCACAACAGAAGCCAAAUUGCUGCCGUGCAGCACGAGCGGAGCAAACAAAAAAUUAUGCGCAGUAUGAGCCAUGUGGCAGCAGCAAUGCUAAUCAAAGUUCGUAUAUGCAACGCAUGCAACAACAACAACAACAAGAGCAACAAUGCCAAGGGCCUGAAAUCAGUUGGUUUGGCAAAAAUCAAACUAUGCAGGAUUUUGAGCCUGCGGCUAGAAGCACUAUGAUUGAUCCAGGCUAUCAGCGCAGUCGGCCGCAACAAGCAGCAAGCAAAUCCUCAGCAUGUUGCGCGCCAGCAUACAAAGCGCCAAAGGCAGCGCCUUCGUGUUGCAUGACACAAACCGAAAUUAACUAUGCGCCUUGCCCCAAGGUGAAUGCAGCUAGUCAAGCAACAUUCAUUGACCAUGACCAAUCCAUGAUGCCACCGCCUGCUGCUUCAAACUCUUGUCGUUCGAAUCAAAGCUCGCUCUAUUGCUCGAAUGCGACGCAGCGAACUCAAGCGCAAUGCUGCAACAUCUCUAUGGGUGCAAAUACCCCCGCCCCCGCUUGUGGCACUAGACUAGAUACAUCCAAUAACACACAAAGCUGCUUUGCCAGUUUGUAUAAUAAGAAGCCACCAUCAUCAGAAUGUGACAAUCAGAAUGAUACUUUAACGCCUGAAGAUCGCUUCAUUCAACGCACUCGCGCUUUAUUUUUUGAUCAACUGGUGCAGGAUCAUUAUUGUCCUGGCGUCAUACAGGCAACACUCAAUGGCGACGACGAUUUCAACGAAUACGCGUUUCAAAUCGCAUUCGCUGGCGUUGUGCCCGAUAAGCCCGAGCCCAUUGAUCCGAUGACCAUGCUGGAGGCCAUCAAGCAACGCAUAGAUCAUGAACGCAAUGAAAUAUUGGAUAACUGCGCUCAAGUUGCGCCCGCACCGCCGCCGCCGCCGCCGCAGCCACAAAGACGCGAUCAGGAGCAACAAAGACGCGAGCAGCAGCAACAAAGACGCGAGCAGCAGCGACAAAGACGCGAGCAGGAGCAACAAAGACGCGCUAUGACGGCAAAGGAAUCGAGCAAGGAGAAGAGUAAGAGAGAUAAUACUUCCGAGAAUACGGAAUAUUAUUUUAGCAGUACGCCAAGCAAAUCGAAGAGCAAAAAAAAGAACGAAACAUUCUAUGUAUCAAACAACGAGCAGCCGCGCAGCACAAGCGGAGCAGCCAACUACAGCUGCCGGGAUAUGGACGAUUACUUUGACUCUAAACCCAAUACGGAAGUUAAUGAGGCAGUGCAUGCAUUUCUCAAGGCCGAGCAGGGCUACCGAUAUGAAAAAAUGCGAAAUUCGCGGCCAUUUACGGCGGAUAUUAUUGACCAUGAGUCCGAUUUCUUUGGCAUUCCUAUCAAAAUGAAUAUAUACAGUGGCACAACUAAUCCGUUAUAAACUGGAUUAGUCAUAAAUUUGAUAAGUCAUACACACUAUUUUAUAUUAAAUAAUAUAUAUGCUACUGCUUAUCUAUCAAGAUCGUUUAGCAAUUUGCACACAGCUCAGCGCUUUGUUGACGAAUGGAAUUCAAAUUGUCAAACAAUAAAAGUGUUUUUAAUCUUGAA